AUGAGUAAGUUCUUGACAAUCUUCUCCGGGCCAAAGGCCCCUGAAGAGCCGACCAAAGUCAAUUUCGCCGGUUUGCUGAAUCAUGGCAACACUUGCUAUUGUAAUUCCGUGAUCCAGGCGCUGUACGCGUGCCCGCUCUUCCGGACGCGCCUUCUGCAGUACAACGAUGCCAUGCGCCAAAGCCGGUCAUACCUGUUCGCCAAAAAGUCCCCCGGGUCGACCCUGCUAUUUCUCCUAUCGGACAUCUUCCGCAAGAUCCAGGCCGCCGGUGAUGGGCCGGAUAAUGUGGUGGACCCGCGGGAGUUCAUCAGUUUUCUGCGAGCCGAGAAUGAAACCUUCAACUCCCGCGCGCACCAGGAUGCCCACGAAUUUUUUACCUUCAUGCUGAACUCCAUGGCCGAAACCCUGGAAAAGGAGACCCGGCCGGCGGCCCACUCGCCGGUGGUCGGCUCGCUGGCGUCUGCUGCCGGCACUCCCCCCUCGGCGGCCCCCUCCACCUGGAUCCACCACCUGUUUGCCGGGAUGUUUGUCUACGAGACCCGGUGCCUGUCCUGCGAGCGGGUGACCAAGAAGACUGAGCAAUUUUUCGAGCUGUCCUUGAACCUGGUGGCCGAGAGGCCCCAGCCCAGCGCGGCGGCGGCCGCGUCUGCCGCGGCCGCCGCCAAUGCCGCCUCCAGCACGCGGCCCUCCGCGCCCGGGGCCGGGGCCGGGCCCGGGCCCGGGGCCGACCCGCCGGCCACCCCCCCGGGAGUGGUGCACCUGCCGGUCCAGCGGUCCAACUACCAGGCAUCCGCGCUAAACACCCAGCAUGUGUCGGUGUCCUUCUGCCUGCGGCGCUUCGCCACGUGCGAGCUCCUGCGCGGGCAGGACAAGUUCCGCUGCGCGUCGGCCCUGUGCGCCGGGGCGCCACAGGAAGCCGAGCGGUCGAUUCGCGUGGCCGAGCCGCCGCCCAUCCUCACGCUGCACCUGAAGCGCUUCCGCUCCGGGACCGCCUUCGCCGAUGCCUUCGCCCAGCAAUACCAUGGCCCGGGGCGCCUGGUGGGCGGGGACAAGCUCAACAGCCGGAUUCCCUUCCCGACGCAGCUGCGCCUGGCCGAGCUACUGACCCCCGAGGCCGAGGACCACACAUACACCCUCAUGUCGGUGGUGGUGCACAUCGGCGCGGAUCUUUCCCAGGGACACUAUAUUGCCAUCACCCGGACAUCGGACGACUGCUGGACUGUCUUCGACGACCAGGUCAUGCAUAUUGUCCCCAACCGCGAUCUUGGCCGGUACUUUGGGCUGCCACUGUCGAAGCCCAACGAGCGUGUCAUCACCCAAACUGGGUAUCUCCUUUUCUACGAGAAGAGUGCCGACCUCUAG
Messenger RNA from Fonticula alba, 1362 nucleotides. RefSeq lists its product as hypothetical. The record is from RefSeq and is a predicted model, not a curated record. NCBI's taxonomy places the organism in Eukaryota, Rotosphaerida, Fonticulaceae. Gene Ontology annotation, molecular function: cysteine-type endopeptidase activity; cysteine-type deubiquitinase activity. Gene Ontology annotation, cellular component: nucleus; cytosol. The coding region runs from base 1 to 1362 and encodes 453 amino acids. Gene Ontology annotation, biological process: protein deubiquitination. The transcript has 6 exons.